GAAACACUGAAACAGCUGGUUAGAUUUCUACCAUGCCGGCUCUGGCCUCAAGGUUCAGUACUGAAAUGGAUCUUGAAGUCGUGAAUAUCACCUGCGCCUGCGUGCUAUUCCAGGUUUCACGAUCCGGUUAUCAGUCUUGCCAUGAUCCAUUGCGAAGUGCACGGGGAUCGCAGAGCAGCCGCCCUUCGGAGUCCCAUAUAUGUAGUGUACGGAUCCGUACACGCAUCUAGAUUGCUUGUUGGAACCUAUGCAAGGCACUUAGAGC
This is a messenger RNA of Parathielavia appendiculata, 265 nucleotides long. RefSeq lists its product as uncharacterized. Lineage: Eukaryota; Fungi; Ascomycota; Sordariomycetes; Sordariales; Chaetomiaceae. The record is from RefSeq and is a predicted model, not a curated record. The coding region runs from base 33 to 230 and encodes 65 amino acids. The transcript has a single exon.